Messenger RNA from Amborella trichopoda, 1606 nucleotides. RefSeq names its product RING-H2 finger protein ATL67. Gene Ontology annotation, molecular function: transferase activity. Lineage: Eukaryota; Viridiplantae; Streptophyta; Magnoliopsida; Amborellales; Amborellaceae. The record is from RefSeq and is a predicted model, not a curated record. Gene Ontology annotation, biological process: protein ubiquitination.
GUCAGCGUGAGCGCGCAUCGAGAGAGUGAGGGCGAGAGCAAAGGCGGACGGAGCAAUGGAAGAAGCAGUUAAUGCAGUCUGAGCCCCAUUCAACUCCGGUAUUAAUUGCAGUAGCUGGGCGCUGAACCCUUUUCUACCCCUUUUCACACUCGUUCACAGAUGAUGCGCAUAAAAACCCUAGUACAAAAUGGCCGCCGGCGGCGGUGGUGGCUUCUUCGUCAACAAUUUCAGCAGUCUCGGCUUGGGGUACUCCAUUGCCAUUGCCCUUGGCCUCCUCGUUCUCCUCUCCACCAUCCUACUGGCCUCUUACAUAUGUUGCAGAGGCAGGCGAUCUCCUCCUCCUUCUAAUGUCGAGACGAUUGUGUUGCCGAGAAUCAUUUUUGUGGCAGAAGGUGAAGAAGACGAAGGAGAUGAACAUUCUGUUGUUGUUGGGCUUGACCAGAACAUGAUCAAUUCUUACCCAAAGUUUGCUUUCUCGAAGGCUUCAAAGGGGAACGAGGCGAUGUGCUCCAUCUGUCUAUGUGAGUACAAGGAGGGAGAGAUGCUGAGAAUGAUGCCUGACUGCCGCCACUUCUUCCAUCUGUGCUGCGUCGAUGCUUGGCUGCGGCUCAACGCGUCCUGCCCUGUCUGCAGGACGUCCCCACUGCCAACCCCACUAUCAACGCCCCUGUCCGAGCUCGUGCCCCUCUCCCAUUUCCCUGAUGCCCCAGCCACCCGGCGGUAACACACAUUAACAGGGUGGUACCCUCCUCAUCCUGUACAGGUCAGUGGGACCCGGAAGUAAAUGAACUCUGAUACAUCGUUAAGGUUUUCUUGUUCGAGCUAAAGCACUGAGAGCAAUAACAGCCCUUGAAUCCCACUGUGUCACAGUCUCUCUUUCUCUCUCUUCUGUCUUGUGUUGUGUUAUUGGCGUGUUUCUAAUUGAUAUUGUUGUUUUGAGUUCGAGUAGUUUUGCUUGUUUUUUCUCUCACCCUGCUUUCUUUUGGCCAUUUACUUUGAAAGUUUUUUUUUUUUUUUCUUUUUUGGUUUUCAUUUUUUGCUUGUAAUGAUCUGAAGAUCUAGCAAAGAAAAGGUGGUUGUGGUGGUUCUGGAAAGUCUUUCAUUGAUUUGAUUUUUUUCAUUUUAUGUUUUAUUUGGCUGCUUGGUGAAGUUAUCAGAUAGUGUUGUUACUGAAUUGGAGAACAUGGUGAUCUUUGAAAUUGUUUCCGAAUUGGAAAACAUGGGGAUCUUAUCUGAUAUCUUGGUGUAUAGUUCAAGUGUUUUGUCAUGUAAAACCCUCUCUAAUAUUCAUAUCAUACUAAAGAUAUUAUGUUUAGAAUUUUAAACAAGACAAGUUAUGGGCUUCUUUGCUUGUCUUCUCUAUCCCUUGUUGAAAUGUUUGUAGUGCAUUGUUAUCUUCUGGGAUGAAAUCUCCAGACUGUAAUUUUUACAUGUCAAUAAUGGGGUUGGACAACUGAGGCUAAUUGCUGUUUUCCUUUUUUUUCCUCUCUGAAAUGUCUUCUGAACAGCUAUCUUAGAUUGCAUUGUAAUUGUUGUUUUUGUACCAUGCCUUCUGGUGGGACAACUGAGGUUAAUUGGUGUUUUCCUGUUUUUUCCUCUCUGAAAU